Emiliania huxleyi CCMP1516 is the source of this 870-nucleotide messenger RNA. RefSeq lists its product as hypothetical. NCBI's taxonomy places the organism in Eukaryota, Haptophyta, Isochrysidales, Noelaerhabdaceae. The transcript has 3 exons. The record is from RefSeq and is a predicted model, not a curated record. Gene Ontology annotation, molecular function: protein binding. Bases 1 to 744 code for a protein of 247 amino acids.
AUGAAGCUCACCGUGGUCGGCCUCGGCGGCAAGCACGAGCUCGAGGUCAAAGCCGCCGACACGCUCGCCGCCGUCAAGGCGCAGCUCGCGCCACUUGUAUCGUUGCCGCCAGAGGAGCUCAAGCUGGUCGCCAAAGGGAAGGCGCCGCCCGACGCCACGCCGCUCUCCGCGCUUGGCCUCGCCGACGGCGGCAAGCUGAUGCUGAUGCGCUCGCAGGCGGGAGCAAAGAGCCUCCAGCAGCGCGGGAAGGCGGCCGCUCCCGCCUCCGCCACCUCCGCCAACUCCCGCCCGCUCGGCGCGCCUCCGUGGCUGUCGAUUGGCUGCGAGGUGGACUACCUCGACUCGGGCGGCGAGCGCCACUCAGCGGCGCUGCUCGCCCCGCUCGUCAGUGGCGGUGCGGAGCCGGCGGCGAUGCGGCUGCUGGCCAAGGGGAAGGAGGCGGCAGACGACGCCACGGACGGCGUGGCGCGGCUCGCCGAGCUCCGCGAGCGGGUGGGCAAGCUGACCUUGCGGCUGCGCAAGCGGCUGCUGGACGCUGCGGAGGCACAGGUGCAGCUGGGCGCGCUCGAGGAGGAGCUGAACGCAAUCUCGCUCGACCUCAAGAACGCGGCGCCCAACGAGACGAGUGACGCCGCCGCGGUGCGCCGCGAGCGCCUCGCCGAGUGCGCGCGCGUGGGCGAUGAGCUGUCGGCCGCGCGCAAGGAACACGCGGACGCGUUGCUGGGUGCACAGUUGGGCCGGUGACCACACAGGCUCCCACAGUGCACAGAACCUUGUCACGUCCGCUCGAGGCACGACGGCGUCGAUCCUCAGGCACCCGCUUGCUCGAAAACGAAAUGUGUGUUGGGUGGAGUAAAAGUUUCAAAACAU